This is a messenger RNA of Zingiber officinale, 840 nucleotides long. Its product is annotated as CRM-domain containing factor CFM9, mitochondrial-like. The record is from RefSeq and is a predicted model, not a curated record. Lineage: Eukaryota; Viridiplantae; Streptophyta; Magnoliopsida; Zingiberales; Zingiberaceae. The transcript has a single exon. The coding region runs from base 1 to 840 and encodes 279 amino acids.
AUGAACAAAGAGUGCAGCAAGUGCCUCAUUUCCAAUGGCAAAAGCUUUAGACUCCUCAAUUAUUUCUCGGAGCUUUCAUCCAGUAACAUGAUGCCUCCACGUCUCCUACGCUUUAUUGAUGUACCUUCUGAGGAUGAGUCUAUUGAUGUACCUUCUGAGGACAGUGACCAGGAGGAACUUGACCGCUUUAUUCGAGAGAUUGAAGAUGCUGCAGACAAAGAGUGGGAAGAGGAGGAAGCGGUAGAGAAAGAGGAACUUUCAAGAAUUAGGUAUUGGGGAAAAGAUGACAUGGGUCGGUCAAGCAGGGCACCAAAUUGGAGAAGUGAUAAUUCAGAAGAUGAGGAUAGGGCUCAUGUAAGGCGUUGGAAUGGUACUUCUACUGGAUUGGGAAAUACAGAGAGGAAAAAUUGGGAUAGUGACAAUGACAUGUCCACAGCUUCAGAAGACGAGUGGGAUUAUGAUGACAAAGUGAGUGAUGCUACAAUUGAUGUUGAUAGACAUAACUCCUAUAGUAAAGACGGGACUCGAGAAAGAGAGACAAAUAAAAUAAAACAGAGAAAAAGCAGGGCUGCCCCAAAGGAAUAUUUGAGAGAUAGAGCUAGUGUUGAAACCAGAUGGAGAGAACAUGAAGAUAUCAGCCUAGAUGGUGAUGUUUUGGGAGAUUCAGAAGAUGCGGUUGGGGAAUCAGAAGAUGAGGACGGACACAAUUUUGUGGAAUCAACAAUGGGCCCUUAUGAUUAUCUCAGCAAUGAAGAUUCAGAAGACAACGAUAGCGGGAGUAGACAGAAGAUAGGUGCGCUUGAUGAGAAAAAGGGUGAUGAAAGUUGGGAUAGUGAUUAA